AUGGUAUCCUCAGCGGUGACCUCCGGCAUGGCCUCGUCCACUGUAAUCCCUACGCUCGGUUGUUCCAUCGAUUGCUUCGCCCUUUUCUUGGUGUGCUGGGCCUCCUUGUCCCCCUUGGGGUUUGGGGAGGAGGAUUCCGUUGGUGGACGACGCUGUCCCGCGCCAGCGUCUUGCUGCAAAGGCCUUCCCGCGCCUCCUCCUGCCGGCGGCGAGACCUCCGCCGACAUGAGCUUGAAAAACCCUAGCUCGCUCAAAUCCGCUUCCGUAAUCGCCCCCUAG
Linum trigynum is the source of this 279-nucleotide messenger RNA. NCBI's taxonomy places the organism in Eukaryota, Viridiplantae, Streptophyta, Magnoliopsida, Malpighiales, Linaceae. The record is from the annotation of a GenBank genome assembly.